Messenger RNA from Drosophila ficusphila, 417 nucleotides. RefSeq lists its product as uncharacterized. The coding region runs from base 114 to 326 and encodes 70 amino acids. The record is from RefSeq and is a predicted model, not a curated record. NCBI's taxonomy places the organism in Eukaryota, Metazoa, Arthropoda, Insecta, Diptera, Drosophilidae. The transcript has 3 exons.
GGUUUUUCGAGUCUCAGUUUGCAGUCUUUUUCCAAUUCUCGAAUUCUCCGGACGUCGAUUUCCGAUCCUCUACUUGCUCAAAUCGCUCUGAACAAACAACACCACUCAUCACGAUGCCGAAUCCACUGUGGUUUAUCUUCUGGCUGUUGGUCUUCUGGUUCGUCUCUUUCUUCGUCGCUUUCUUCUGCGCCUUUUUCUACAUAUGGGUUUAUGCCUUCGCCUCCUGCAUUCCAGCCCUUACGGGCAUAUCGGACAUUCUCCUCCAGGGAGUACAAUUUCCGUUCUACUGCGGAAAAGCCAUGCUGGAGGGAAAAGCGGCCUUCUAAAACGGGGAUCCACUGCAUAUUUAUAAACUAAGUGCCUUACAGAUAACUCUUGUUUUCCAUCAUUUUUAUACAAUAAAGAUUUUUUAACUAA